AUGUCCGGAUCGCAGGACAAGCCGAAAGGCAAAAAGCAAUUCGACCUGAUACAUCGGGGGAGGAAGCAGCCCUCACCCUUGGGCACUGCGACUUUCAUCGGUCUACGACUCUUGGACAUACCGUGGCAAUAUCAUCUGCUGCAUGAUGGAACGGCCGAACACGCAAUCAGCGCGCUGAGAUUGCCUGUCAUAGUAUCUGGUGCACAGCAGACGGCGGCCGCUCUCACCACGACAGGCGUGGCAUGGCUGGCGCCCAUUGGCCUGCCUGUGCCUCGUCUCAUCCUUCUCGCCAUGGCCACUGGAUCGACACUGAAGCAGAUUUUCUGGCAGACCUAUUUGAGCCAGGAAGAGUUUCCGCCUGGUGCUGCGGCGGCUGUCAGCAUCUACAACACCCUCGUCAACACAGCCAACACGCUGCUCUUCGUUUGCGCGUCUACUUCUUCCUGGACAUCUUGGGGCCCAAGAGUUACGGUCCUUGGUGCGGAACUACCUCUAUCUACCGUUCUGGGAUCUGUGGCAUAUGCGGCAGGUAUAACAAUUGAGACGGUGGCGGAGUACCAGCGAUUAAAAUUCAAACAAAACCCGAAGAACGAGGGCAAGGUGUGUAAGGUUGGUCUUUGGAGUUGGGCGAGGCACAUCAACUAUUUCGGGUACGCCUUGUGGCGCGGAGGUUACUGCAUGGCUGCAGCAGGCUGGAUCGGCGGCCUUGCUAUGGGCAUCUGGCAGGGUUGGGACUUGAGUACUCGAGCUGCGGGUGUCUUGGACGACUACUGUACCAACAAGUACGGUGAACAGUGGGCACAGUUCAAGAGAGAUGUGCCUUACCGCAUCGUACCGGGUCUUUACUAA
Molecule: messenger RNA, 849 nt
Organism: Truncatella angustata
Lineage: Eukaryota; Fungi; Ascomycota; Sordariomycetes; Amphisphaeriales; Sporocadaceae
Exons: 1
Coding region: 1-849 (282 amino acids)
Cellular component (GO): membrane
Source: RefSeq, a predicted model, not a curated record